This is a messenger RNA of Nicotiana tabacum (common tobacco), 633 nucleotides long. Its product is annotated as protein DMP2-like. The record is from RefSeq and is a predicted model, not a curated record. Gene Ontology annotation, biological process: endomembrane system organization. NCBI's taxonomy places the organism in Eukaryota, Viridiplantae, Streptophyta, Magnoliopsida, Solanales, Solanaceae.
AUGGAGAACAACAACAAUAUGUACCAACAUUUGGUUGAAAUAGAUGAACCUGAGAAUGACUUCUAUCUCCCAGAUUAUGAUGAAGAAGAAAAGGAUUCCAACUUCAUUUUCAUCAUCAACACAAUCCUAAGUGGUACGGCUCGCCUCAACGUUCUCUUACCCACUGUCACAAUCCUUGCCUUCACCAUUUUUGCACCCAUACUAACCAGUGAUGGCCAAUGCAACAAGUUUGAGCAAUAUAUAACAGGGAUUUUCUUGAUCCUAUCGGCUAUUUCUUGCGUGUUUUUCUCUUUCACUGACAGCUUUAAAUCAGCAAGAGGGAGACUACACUAUGGGGUGGCAACAUUCAGUGGCAUUUGGACUUUCAAUGGAAGAAGGAUUAAGCCUUGUGUGCCAAGAGAUUAUAGACUUAGAUGGUCUGAUAUUUUUCAUGCAUCACUUUCAUUGAUUGCUUUCCUUACCUUUGCAGCAUCACACAAUGAUGUGCUUCACUGUUAUCAUUUUGUUGUUCCAAGAAAGGUCAUAAAUACUGUUCCAUUGGUGAUUGGAUUUGUUAUUAGUCUUCUCUUUGUCAUAUUUCCUUCUAGGAGAAGAGGGAUUGGGUAUCCCUUCUUGCUACAAAGUGAUAUAUAA